Saccoglossus kowalevskii is the source of this 1353-nucleotide messenger RNA. RefSeq lists its product as uncharacterized. NCBI's taxonomy places the organism in Eukaryota, Metazoa, Hemichordata, Enteropneusta, Harrimaniidae. The record is from RefSeq and is a predicted model, not a curated record.
AUAUUUAUGCCAAGUAAUGGGGUCUACAUUUAUGUGACUGAUUUAUCUAAAGAUCUUGAUGAUGUAUGUGUUGAUGAAGAAGGAGAACCGACAAUGGAAGGCAAGACAUCAAGAGAAAGUAUUCUCAGUUGGAGUAAUUCAAUUCACGCCCAUGUAUCCACAAAGACAGACUUACAAUAUAAAUUCAAACCAAGUAUUGUUAUUGCAGGAACAAAGAUAGACAAGAUCACAGAGCUUAAAGAGAUGCUACUGAAACUUGCGCAAAGCAAGACAUAUAAAGUACCAGAUAAAUGGGUGACGUUGGAGCUUACAAUAAAGCGUGAUACACUGAAGAAGGAUCAACUGGCAAUGAAACUGAACGAGGUCUAUCGUGUUGGUAAAGAUAUUGGUUUAUCUGAGAAAGAUGUUGAUGAUGCUUUGGCAUUUUUUCACAGUAUUCGUGAUAUCAUACAUUUUGCAGAUGACGAAGAGUUAGGUGAUGUUGUUAUUACUCAUCCACAGCGGUUGGUCGACCUGUUCAGACUUGUAAUCACAGAGAUGUUCAAUCGAGAUGAAAUGGAUGAAAAUCCGCUUCUCCUCAGGAUGUGGGCUAGGUUACAUGAGCAUGGAGUACUUGAUAUAAAGUUGGUGGAAGAAAUACUGAAGAAGGAUGGUCAAUUAGAAGAUAAGGAGAUUCUCUUACAAACAUUUAAAAUGUUUGACAUCAUAAUUCCAAAGCUUGAUACCAAUACUGAGUACUACAUGAUGUGUCUCCUGAAGAAAGCCGGAAAAGAAAAGGUACUAUUUCCAGAAGGCAGUAAAUCCAGUUCCUCACUCUACUAUCACUUCAAGGGUGGAUUUUUACCGGAUGGUUUCUUUCACCAGUUAGUCAUAAGAUGUCUAAGGAAAUGGCCACAUGCUUUGCUGUACCAAGAUAAUGCAAAGAUUUUUCUUGGAAAACACCAUUAUCUCAUCAUGUCCAAGAAGGCCUCUGACAUCAAACUGUCAGUGAUGACAACCAAAACAGGAGCUGUAGAUCUAUCAUAUGGUCCUGUAGUAAGACAGCAUGUCGAGCGGCAAGCAGGCGCCCUUCUGAAGAGAAACAACGCUGGCUUAUCAUACGCAGAAUGCUUGAGAUGUGACUGCGAAGGUCAUGACUCCAGUAAAGUAGCACCUGAACCUGAGACCCUUGAUGGUAUGGAUGAUGGAUGUGUAGAAGUCGAGCAUGGUGAGCCUUUGGUCUGCCAAAGAGGAACUGAAAUGAGUGAUUGUGGUCGCUCUUUUUGGUUCCCUGAAUCUACCACCUCAUCUGUGGAUACAACAGUUACUAAGGAUGAGAGGUUCAAUUAUAUGCUUGUAACACUUAAUUUAUAA